AUGAAAGAUGCUUGUGUUACUGUUCCUUUGGCUGAGAAGAAAGUUGAUGUGAAUGCUAUUGUGUCUGUGUUAGGUGAUUACAUCACUAAACCUGUACGUCCAGACCCAAAGAUAUUCCACCUGGACAUAACUCCCGCUGUUCAACAAGGUGUUGACAAUCUGUUAUUCAAUCUACUGGUACUUGGUGGUAUAACUGACACUCAUGGCCGUGUAUGGAGGCGUUACCCAUGGGAUUUAUACAUGAUUGAAGUUACAGCGCCCUCUCAGACAGCAAAUACUGCUGAGGCUGCUGUCCCCACAGGACGACCAGAAACAAAGGUUUUUUAUGACCACCAGUUUUAUACGUUGCUGCCUACUAGAACAUGUAGAUCACCAAGGGAUACUCUAGAAUUGGAAUCAAGCAUGGAACACAGUGAAGAACUAGCAAUGACUAUCAAUGAUCCACUGAUGGAUAAUCUGGAAUUUACUAGUAAUGCAUAUCAGAGAGCAUAUCAGUACUUGAAACGACAUUCUAAAGGUGCAAACCUGGAUUACUAUGACUAUGAAGAAGGUACCAUUGAAGACAACCAUGCCACAUGUCUACCUGUAUUACUUAGACAUUGUGGUGUUCUUGAUCCAUCUUGGGCUGAGCUACGAUACUUUGUAUGGUUUCUUAAUGAACAACUCAACGAUUGUGAAAGUUCUGUAUUCUGUAAUCCAAUGCUUGUUGGUGAUGCUAGUUUGAAUGGCUUCAAGAGUUUUGUUGUCAAGUUCAUGGUUCGAAUGUCAAAGGAUUUUGCUACUCCAUCAUUACAAAUGUCAGAUGAGAGUACAGCAUGUUUACAAAUUGACAUGGAUAAUGAUGAUGAUGAUACUGAUGAUGAUAUUGCUGCCUACCAACUAAGAAGACGAUGGGAGAGCAGUCCUCAUCCAUAUAUCUUCUUCAACAAUGACCAUGUCUCAAUGACGUUUCUUGGAUUUGUUAUUGAUCAAAAUGGUUCACUGGUCGACCCAAGUAACAAUCAAAUCAUAGAGCCAAGCAUUAUGACCAGAGAGGUUAAGAGAGGUUUGGAGAUGCAGGGAGUUAAUUUGAAAGUCAGGUUUGAUGACCUUACAAGAGAUGAUAAGAUCAAUCAAUUAUGUCAAGUGAUGGGAAUUGAGUGGGCUUUUGAUCCUGAUGAAACAUAUGAACUAACAACUGAUAAUGUCAAGAAAAUAUUGGCCAUACAUAUGAGAUUCAGGAGCUGUUGCAGUGAUGGACCAAAGAAUAUGGUUUUGAUGAAAGUUCAUGGUGGAACAACAGCCAAUGACAUUUUAAAAAAAGUCAAAGAAAGUGAGAGAUUGGCUUGGCUUAAUAAAACACGACAUAAUGUUGAUACUGUACUGUUCUUUGAUGAAGCCAACACUACAGAAGCAAUUGGUCUGAUCAAGGAAGUCAUGUGUGAUCAGAGAAUGAAUGGUAAACCACUUACACAUGGAAGUAAUGCUUUGAAGAUCAUUGCAGCUUGUAACCCAUACAGAAGGCACACAAGAGAUAUGAUUGAGAGGCUUGAAAUGGCAGGAUUAGGCUACCAUAUCAGAGCUGAAAAAACUGAUGAUAGACUAGGACGUAUACCCCUCAGACAACUUGUAUACAGAGUGCAGGCCCUGCCUCCCAGUAUGCUGCCACUAGUUUGGGAUUUUGGUCAGUUGAACAGUGAAGUGGAAGAAUUAUAUGGUGUACAAGAUUGUGGUAUCUGCCUUGAAGCAAUAAAUGAACCUGUGGCAUUGCCUUGUGAUCAUGUCUUUUGUUUGAAGUGUCUGAAGGAACUUUUUAGGGUCACUGACACUAGAGCUUGUCCAACUUGCAGAAAGGAAGUAUCAAAGCAUUUUAGAUUAGAGAGUUCUGCAAAAUGCAAGGAAGUGGUAGAUGCUCACAAUGCAUUCCGUCAACGUUGCAAUGCCUUCUUCAUGGAGAUAGUCUCUAGAUAUUGUUUUGCUGACAAUGAAGCACCAGAACCUGAAGUCAUUACUAAACUAAUGAGUUAUGUAACGAGAGAAUCUGAGAAGAAAGGCAGACAAAGUAAAGGAUUUACACCAUUUACCGAGGAUUGUAUUGAUCCAAAUCCCAUUAAUGCAUACUUUCCAACAAUGCAUGAAGAUCUGUUAUUAGAAGCUAAGCAAGCGGUUAAAGAUGGUACAAAGUGGUAUGGUAAAGAUGAUCAUAAGGGAAGGAUGCCAUUCUGUGGUAACCCAGCAAGUGUAAGCCGAUGCAAAGACUGCAACGUUCCUAUUGGUGGACAAAGUUCCAAACUUGAACGAGGAAACAGACUAGCCAGACAGCAAGAUGCUACACAAACUGGUCAUAUUCUUGGUGCACCAGAAGGAAGACACAAUGAAAUGCCCAUACCUGAAAGGCAAAUGCCACCUGUAGCUACUGCUAUUGUCAGACUUCUUAUGCACGCAUCUAUGUUGGCAGGAGCCACCAAGUCACCAAAGGAUGUUUCAGCUGCAAUUCACCCUGCUAUCAAUCCUAAUGGAGUCAACCUGUUUCUAUGGCAACAUCUUCAGUGUGAUCUUCAUCUGCUGUCUAGAUCUAGUGGUAAAAGUGUUGAUGAUGCAGCUUUGACAGUACAUAUGGUGCUCCAUAGAAUACUGAAAGAAAAACCACUAGGUGGUCAACAUUUUGACAGAAAUCUGAAGUCAAAGAAGAGCAGAGCUAACUGGGAAGACAUAUUCACACGUUCCUAUAUCAGUCCAGUUGUUGAAAAUCUAGCUCGAAAAUUACAGGCAGCCAAUCAUAAAGUGCAGAAUGACAAACGGCUCGGUAACAAUCCAUUAUUGAGACUUUUAUACGAGGUAGAUCCACCUUCUGAAAAGUUGACAAUUGAGUCCUUAUACAAUGUACCUACUGUGUGGAGAUACAGAUCUAGAGUUACAAUUGAACAUCUUACACAUGCUUUACAAGAGAACACCGCUGGACGCAAGAAACAGUUCCCAAUUCUUCAAGAAUUCCUCGAUAAGGAAUAUAAAUUACGUGCAUUAAAGUACUUACCUGAUAUUGUGCAUUUACAACAACUAUUAAUAGAUGAAUAUCAUAGAAAUAUUGAUAUUCAUGAAGCAACUAACUUAAAGAUUGGUAGAUUCCUGAAUAAGUUGCCAAGAGGUCAUGUUCGUGACAAAUACACAAGACUUAUCAAGAGUUUCAGUCUAGCUUGGAAUCUUGUCAGGAAUGAAAUAGCUAACUAUGGUGUAUAUGGUGUAGGUGAAUAUGGUGUAGGUGAAUGUGGUGUAGGUGAAUAUGGUGUAGGUGAAUAUGGUGUAGGCGAAUAUUGUGUAGGCGAAUAUGGUGUAGGUGUAGGUGUAUGUGGUGUUGGUGAAUAUGGUGUAGGUGUAGAUGGUGUAGGUGAAUAUGGUGUAGGUGAAUAUGGUGUAGGUGUAUGUGGUGUAGGUGAAUAUGGUGUAGGUGAAUAUGGUGUAGGCGUAUAUGGUGUAGGCGUAUAUGGUGUAGGUGAAUGUGGUGUAGGUGAAUGUGGUGUAGGCGUAUAUGGUGUAGGCGUAUAUGGUGUAGGUGAAUAUGGUGUAGGUGAAUGUGGUGUAGGCGUAUAUGGUGUAGGCGUAUAUGGUGUAGGUGAAUAUGGUGUAGGUGAAUAUGGUGUAGGUGAAUAUGGUGUAGGUAUAUAUGGUGUAGGUGUAGAUGGUGUAGGUGAAUAUGGUGUAGGUGAAUAUGGUGUAGGUGAAUAUGGUGUAGGUGAAUAUGGUGUAGGCGUAUAUGGUGUAGGUGAAUAUGGUGUAGGUGUAUAUGGUGUAGGUGAAUAUGGUGUAGGUGAAUAUGGUGUAGGUGAAUAUGGUGUAGGUGAAUAUGGUGUAGGUGAAUAUGGUGUAGGCGUAUAUGGUGUAGGUAUAUAUGGUGUAGGUGAAUAUGGUGUAGGCGUAUAUGGUGUAGGUGAAUAUGGUGUAGGUAUAUAUGGUGUAGGUAUAUAUGGUGUAGGUGAAUAUGGAUGGUGUGGUCUGCAUGUUAGUAAAGAACUAUGCAGUCAACCAUUUCAUGAGAAUAGUAGUAUAGCUAUGAUGUUACCAACCAGGAAAGCUGAUGGAGUCUGUUCUACUGCAUUGGUAGAUUUCCUGAUUAUUACGCAGAAUGAAUUUAUUGACCAGUAUGUCAGAAUACGCAAAGUGGAUAGUAGUGAUGAUGAGAUUCUGCCAUGUGACUUGACGCCAGCACAUCUCAUUGCUUAUGAUCCAGAGAAAGAUCUCCUUCCUAUAGUGCUGUCCCAUUGUAGUUAUUCACUUCAAGUUGGACAUGGCACGCUGGUGGAAUAUAAUCUAAGUGGUCUGGAAAGGCAGCUGGAAGAGAGAUUCAUUCAUGGGAAAGCCAAGAUAAAGAGAAAGAUAGAACAGCUUGUGUUCCGUCAGGAUUCUAGAGAUGCUGCAGUAUUUGAAUCACUGCGUAAUAGGAUACAACAAGAAUCCUUGUCUAAAGCCAUUCAGCACCAGAUAGUUUCAGAAAUGAAAUCCUUGACUGAUGUAUGUGACUCUUUGGCAUGCCUGGACAUUGCUAUUGGAUUCUUAGCAUCAUCAGGUGGAAAAGCUGAUAUGUACAUCAUCAAAUACUUGGUAGAUACGUUGAAGAUGGACAAAGAGAAUAUGAAGGUGAGGCACCCCUGUCAGCUGAAGCAUAUAUUGUCACUAUGGCAAUUAUUGGCUGUAGAAAAAGCAAGGAGAUUGACGCUCAAUUCCCAGGACCCAUUCGACAUACAAGAUUUUAGGGACCAACUGAAUUUACUACAAAUACAGAAAUUACAACAAGGCCUACGACAUAUCCAUGUUGAUGCACUGGUUAAUGAAUUACAUGAUUAUAUCGUUAUUGGUUUGGAGAAACAGAAACACUUGAUGCAAGAUGAACAACAAGAUGUUGACAACUGGAAGUUGUCUGAAAUUCUACCAGUUUACAUUGAGAAUAAGGAUGGUGACCAAAUCACUGGCUUUGUUGAACAUUUCCCGGAAGACAUCCUUGUCAAACAUAUCAUGAGUACAUGGGAAGAAGUCAUCAAAUACCAAUAUAAAGAUGCUAGUAGACGUUAACAAAAUCAGUCUUAUUACAAGACAAGUUAUUAGAUUUUUUUACCAAAAGAUGUUUAUUUAUCUCAACAUCAAAUACUCAUUUUCUCUGUUCUAUUGAGCUAUUGCUUCAUUAUAUAGAAAUAGUUUUAUGCUGACCAGAUAUUGAUUUUGAUUUUAUCUUCAUGUUAAUUUCUAGAAUGAACAAGUUUCGCACUAUUUAUUCCAUUCUUUUAUACCCAGAUUGCAUGUCUUUGUUGGUAUGGCAUUAUACUAUAAUGGUGGUGUGACAUUCUGAAUAUGUAGUAUAUAUAUCGAGAGUUUGAACUUUGGAGUUUAGAGGACACCCAUUUAUAUGCCAAAUUUGAUAGCCAUGUCUAAUUAGCAUAAAUUAGCAUAAUUAUUCAUAAGCGUGAAAACACGAUUUUUCUGUUGUUUGACACUUGGAUUUGGUCAUGUGAUAAAAAGGUAGAGCUGGUUGAUAACUUGUGGGCGUCAUGAGCUAUAUUUGCCUUGGAUUAGUAGAUAACACACACUCAUGACGUCACUUGUAUAAAUCAUCUCUAUGAAAAAAUGAGGUAAUAACCACAUGGAGACAGAUGCCUGCUGGAUUUGUAGUAUUUACUGCUUUGGUGCAAUUGUUUGUUCCCCUACGUAACAUAUGUAUCAGAAUGGGGGGGGGGGGGUCAUUUAAAUAAUUUAUUCUGAUAUAUAAAACUUAAUUGACUACUUAACAUUUUGUUUAAUUAUUUGUUAAUUAUUUGUUUAUUUACAAGCUGUUCAUUUUUUGUGUAAUUUAUGAAAGAUGCAAUUAUCUAUAAUGAUAAUAGUUAUAAUUUUCUGCACAAAUA
Molecule: messenger RNA, 5870 nt
Organism: Saccoglossus kowalevskii
Lineage: Eukaryota; Metazoa; Hemichordata; Enteropneusta; Harrimaniidae
Product: E3 ubiquitin-protein ligase rnf213-alpha-like
Molecular function (GO): ATP hydrolysis activity; ubiquitin-protein transferase activity
Source: RefSeq, a predicted model, not a curated record